Messenger RNA from Ipomoea nil (Japanese morning glory), 768 nucleotides. RefSeq names its product LOB domain-containing protein 20-like. Gene Ontology annotation, biological process: hormone-mediated signaling pathway; positive regulation of DNA-templated transcription. The transcript is spliced from 2 exons. Lineage: Eukaryota; Viridiplantae; Streptophyta; Magnoliopsida; Solanales; Convolvulaceae. Gene Ontology annotation, cellular component: nucleus. The record is from RefSeq and is a predicted model, not a curated record. Bases 1 to 768 code for a protein of 255 amino acids.
AUGGAUUCUUCUCACAACUACUUCAAUUCCUCAUCGAUCAACUCCGGUAUACUUAACACGGACGCCGCUUACCCGCAAGGCGGUGGCGCUUCCUCUUCUGCCACCGCCGCCCCUAGGCGUAACUACACUGCGGGGCGGGCGGCGGUGUCGGAGUCCCGCGCCGCCCGAGGCGGGCCUUGUGGUGCAUGUAAGUUUCUAAGGAGGAAAUGUGUCCCGGAGUGCAUCUUUGCACCCUACUUCGACCCCGAUGAGGGAACCGCCCGGUUCGCCGCCAUCCACCGGGUGUUCGGGGCUAGCAACGUCUCCAAACUCCUCAUGCACAUCCCAGCAGACCGCCGCCCCGGCGCCGUGAUCUCCAUCUCGUUCGAGGCGGAGGCCAGGCAGGCGGACCCGGUUUACGGAUGUGUCUCAACAAUUCUUGCAUUGAAGCAACAGGUGUCAUCUCUUGAAGCAGAACUUGCGAUGGUGAAAACCCAGAUAGUGAUCAACAGAUUUGCAGCAGAAAAUAACCUUCAAACCCUUCAACAUCAACAACAGCAGCAGGAGCAAAAUGCAGCAAUAAUAAUGGAGCAGCCUGUAUAUUUGAAUAAUACUUUCUUUGAUCCAAACAGCCUGCUAAACUUAAGCAAUUUUACCACGAAUUACAACUAUAUAGGGGAAGCCACACCCCCUAUCUCACAGUCUUUAAGUCCCAUCUUUCAGCCUCCAAACCCAGAUCAAGAACAUACCCAUUACCCACUUCACUUCACCAAUCAAAUGUUCCCUUAA